CCAGAGAACAUGAUGCCUCCUGCAAGUCAACUCGUGUACUCUCGCAAACACAGCUGAAAUAUUAGAGCUCUAUUGUAUCGGAGGAGGAGGUGGUGUGACACAUCGCCGCGCUCCUAAACGCUCUCCUGCUUCUUCUGGUGAGACUGGAGCGGACCGUCAGCGAGCACCCUGGCCGGCACGCUGGCAUUUCUACGCGUUUUAGCCUCUGCCGACCUCGUUAUCUUGAGGCUCAAGUGGCAGGUCUCUAUCUUCUCGCCACAAACCCUAGUGUUUCACUAAAAGCAUGGUCAUGGCUGACUGUCACCAAAAGCCAGUGCUCAGGGGUCCCGUCCGAGUGGGCUUCUACGAUAUCGAACGGACUCUUGGAAAGGGGAAUUUCGCUGUUGUAAAACUGGCAAGACAUCGUAUAACCAAGACAGAGGUGGCUAUAAAGAUCAUCGACAAGACCCAAUUGGAUGCUGUGAACCUGGAGAAGAUCUAUCGUGAAGUACAGAUCAUGAAAAUGCUGGACCAUCCGCACAUCAUUAAACUGUACCAGGUCAUGGAGACCAAGAAUAUGCUGUACCUUGUGACAGAAUACGCCAAGAAUGGGGAAAUCUUUGACUACCUAGCCAAGCAUGGACGGCUGAGUGAACCAGAGGCACGACGCAAGUUUUGGCAAAUUCUGUCUGCUGUUGAGUACUGCCACAAUCGAAACAUCGUUCACCGGGACUUGAAGGCGGAGAAUCUGCUGCUGGAUGGACACAUGAACAUCAAGAUUGCUGAUUUUGGCUUUGGAAAUUUCUUCCAGCCGGGAAAGCCCCUGGCCACAUGGUGUGGGAGUCCUCCAUAUGCAGCUCCGGAGGUGUUUGAGGGACAGCAGUAUGAGGGACCCCAGCUGGACAUCUGGAGUAUGGGGGUGGUUCUGUACGUGCUGGUGUGUGGCGCCCUGCCCUUCGAUGGCCCCUCUCUCCCCAUUCUGCGGCAGCGUGUUCUGGAGGGACGUUUCCGUAUUCCUUACUUCAUGACAGAAGACUGUGAGCAUCUGAUCAGGCGAAUGUUGGUGUUAGACCCCUCCAAGCGUCUGUCUAUAGGACAAAUAAAGGAACACAAGUGGAUGGUGAUGGAGGUGCCUGUGCAGCGGCCGAUGUUAUAUCAGCAGACUGUAGAGGGGGAGGCUCGUGUGGGAGAAUACAGUGAACAGGUGCUCCGGUUGAUGCAUAGCCUGGGCAUUGACCAGCACAAGACAGUAGAGUCUCUUCAGAAUAAGAGUUACAAUCAUUUUGCUGCUAUCUACUACUUGCUGGUUGAGAGGCUAAAGGCCCACCGCUGCAGUUUCCCAGUGGAGCCCCGACUCGAUGCCUGCCAGAGACGUCCCAGUACGAUUGCAGAGCAGACUGUCAUCAAGGCGAGCAGCGCUGCUCCUCAGGUGAGCCUCCUGCCUCAGAACGUGCGUCUCCUGAGAUCCCCAGCUGUGCCUCAAGCCCCUGCAGACUCCUUCACGUUCCCACAGUCCUCCUGUGCUACUGAACACAGCCUCAUGGAGGAGGAGGUUGGGAUUCCCAAAGUCAACGGCUGCAUGCUGGACCCCCUGCCCCCUGUGGCUGUUCGCAAAUCCAGUGCCUCGUCCCCCAGCAACAUGAUGGAGACAUCUAUAGACGAGGGCAUCGAGACGGAGGAGCUGGACACCGAGGAUGAUCAUACCCAUGUCUUCAAUGCCUAUCAGACGGCCCGCUUUGGUCAGCGCAGACACACGCUGUCUGAGGUCACCAAUCAGCCAGGAAUCAUGACCAGUGGAGGUAAACUGUUCAGCGUGAGUCAUAACCCCUCUCUGGGUAGCGUGGACUCCGAGUAUGAUAUGGGCUCCAUGCACAGUGACCUCAGUCUGCUGGAGGAUGCACCCUCUCUUAACGAGGUGGUCCUGGCCAACACACCCAUCACCCGCAUGACUCCGCCCUUCAUCAGCGCUCGGCCCGCUAACCCCACCAUGCAAGCGCUGAGCGCCCAGAGGAGAGAGACCCACAACCGCUCUCCCAUCAGCUUCCGCGAGGGCCGCAGAGCAUCAGACACCUCACUCACACAAGGCUUGGUGGCCUUUAGACAGCACCUACAGAAUCUGGCACGGACCAAAGGUAUCCUGGAGCUAAAUAAGGUGUAUCAGCAGAUGGGCUCUGGAGAAACCCUUUCCCUGGGGCUGCUGAGCGCUCAGGCCCAUCCACAUGACUUAUUGGAUCCUGCACUACAGGAGGAAAGAGGUCACCAGCACGACAUGGCUCUGUGCUCAGGUGGAACACACCCCGCACUGUUAUCAAGGAGACAGAGUCUGGAGCCGCAGUACCUCUCUCACAGAAUACAGUUCCUCAAAAUUGGCACACCAUGA
Molecule: messenger RNA, 2359 nt
Organism: Sinocyclocheilus anshuiensis
Lineage: Eukaryota; Metazoa; Chordata; Actinopteri; Cypriniformes; Cyprinidae
Product: serine/threonine-protein kinase SIK2-like
Exons: 14
Coding region: 284-2359 (691 amino acids)
Biological process (GO): microtubule cytoskeleton organization; intracellular signal transduction; protein phosphorylation
Cellular component (GO): cytoplasm
Molecular function (GO): tau-protein kinase activity; ATP binding
Source: RefSeq, a predicted model, not a curated record